AUGGGCGUUAAAAUAAAUGAUAUGAUACCGAAACUUAACGGAUUGAUCGCCGCUAACCAGUUAAAAGCACUUAGCGCGGGUCUGAAAAAAUCGAUGAUCGAAGAAAAACUGAACACGUCAUCAUCAUCUGAGGGACGCUCUGGUCUAGAAAUAGUUGAUAAGGCAGAACUAGGUGAACCAAAGCCACCUGGUUCUGCUGACUCUUGGGUUCCAGCGUUAGAAUUG
Molecule: messenger RNA, 225 nt
Organism: Iphiclides podalirius (scarce swallowtail)
Lineage: Eukaryota; Metazoa; Arthropoda; Insecta; Lepidoptera; Papilionidae
Source: the annotation of a GenBank genome assembly